CUAGGGCAACACGUUAUAAACUCGUGGUUAUGUUUCAGUGUUUGGCUUCUCCGUUUUCAUCACUAGCAGCAGACUUUGCGUUAAUCAGCCGACGCGAAAAUGGUGAAGGGACGCCAAGGAGAACGUGUCAGACUCUACGUCAGGGGAACUAUCUUGGGAUACAAAAGGUCGAAGUCUAACCAGUACCCAAACACAUCCCUUAUCCAGAUCGAAGGGGUCAACACUACAGAGGAGGUGACAUGGUACAAGGGAAAGAGGAUGGCUUACAUCUACAAGGCUAAGACCAAGAAGAACGGUAGCCAUUACCGCUGCAUCUGGGGAAAGGUUACAAGGCCUCAUGGUAACAGCGGUGUUGUCCGUGCCAAAUUCACAUCCAACUUGCCUCCUAAGUCCAUGGGUAUGAGGGUCAGAGUCUUCAUGUAUCCGAGUAACAUCUGAAGAAAACUUUUAUUUUAGCUGUGGUUUUUGUUCACUAGUUUGUUAUUUUGUAUUUUUGAUAUUCGAAAGCAUUUUCUUUUCUCUGUUUUGAAAUGUUUUGGAGAUUCUCUCUGGUUUUAAUCGCAAAAUUAGAAUGUGGUUUCUCCUUAUAAUUGAGUUGGAACAUAUGAAUAUCACUGCCUCUAUUCGUUUGCAUGCUAUACGAUCUAUGUUGAAAUAUCAAGUACUGUUUAGAUGUGGUA
This is a messenger RNA of Raphanus sativus (radish), 680 nucleotides long. RefSeq names its product 60S ribosomal protein L35a-1. Gene Ontology annotation, molecular function: structural constituent of ribosome. Gene Ontology annotation, biological process: cytoplasmic translation; ribosomal large subunit biogenesis. The transcript has 4 exons. The coding region runs from base 100 to 438 and encodes 112 amino acids. Gene Ontology annotation, cellular component: cytosolic large ribosomal subunit; ribosome. Lineage: Eukaryota; Viridiplantae; Streptophyta; Magnoliopsida; Brassicales; Brassicaceae. The record is from RefSeq and is a predicted model, not a curated record.